CUUGGCACGAAAGCGCACUCAAGCGGGCACAUGUGCGCAUGCAAGGCAGUCUUACGUACAGAUUUACACCUCCUUCGAGAUGUCCAAGGGGACCCGCUUGAGAGGUUUUAGCCGUGAGUGUGUUUCUGUGGAACCGCGUGCGCCCAUAGCUGCCAAGCGCUGUCAGACUGACAUCCACGGAGACAUGAACAGCUCCUUCUUCAACCAAGCCCAGGGCGCACUAUUCAACAGGAGCCAAGUCCUCGCUGGUACUCUGGUGAACUGCUGCAACGCGACCGACGUGGCAACCAGUGACGGCGGCUCGCUGGCGCUACCUCCGGACGAGCGGAAACUCUUCAUCAGUCGCGUCGUACAGAUCGCCGUCCUGUGCGUACUGUCGCUCACCGUCAUGUUUGGUAUCUUUUUCCUCGGCUGCAACCUCAUGAUCAAAUCGGAGAGUAUGAUUAACUUUAUGGUGAAGGACCGGAGACCUUCCAAAGACGUAGAGGCGCCGGGGAUGAUAGGACUCAGCUAGUCUCUGGCGCCGGGAUGGAGAAUGGUGUGUAGCAGCGCGCCACGGACCCAUAGCCUCACCACGCUGUCUUUGGAGCGGCACGAUGAUAUGCAAUGCGUUUGAUUUCCUUACGAAGUAUGUUUGCCAAUAAAGACUGCGAUUGCAGUCAAGCGCGGACAAUUCCUCACAUCAAAAGUUCAAGGAGAACAAGGAAUGCAUCGUUGUUUACGCAUAAGCUGUUGGAUAUGGUUUUGUUUUUGACUGUCAACUUGAACAAAGUAAUGGACUCUUGUGAUAUAAGUGUUUACACGUUGUUACCUCAAAUUCUAUUUGCAAAAGUCGAUAUUUCAUCAUUGUUUAAGUAACAAAGCUAACUCGUUAGCAACUUUACGCAUGCAGAUGUUAUUUUGUUUUCCUUUCCAGUUCUGACAGUAGGCUAUACGUUUUGGAUGUGGGAUUUCUCUGAAAAUAUAUUUUUCUUGGUCCCGUUGCUUAGUAGCAUGUCGGGCAAACACUCAAGGUGCUGGGAUCGUGCAUGUUUAACUAACCCCAUCGCUGCUUCAAAGAGUGUUUUCUUGUCCAUCACCACCUUCCGGAGACACCUGAAACCCCACCUCUUUAAGGAAUACCUAGGAUAGGAUAAAGUAAUCCUUCUAACCCCCCCUUAAAAGAUUUAGAUGCACUAUUGUAAAGUGGUUGUUCCACUGGAUAUCAUAAGGUGAAUGCACCAAUUUGUAAGUCGCUCUGGAUAAGAGCGUCUGCUAAAUGACUUAAAUGUAAUGUAAAUGUAAAUGUCAAGUUCAGCAUGCACGCGGCUUGGUCUGUAGCCUGCAGUACAAGGUGGUAUUUGGACCUACUGUUUUUGCACUUUUUGAAAGCACCUGAUGCUGCAUGACUUUUGUACCAAGAUGAAACUUGAAUGAAAAGUGCAGCAUGCUACGAAUAAACGUGACGUUGUCGUAUCUCUUCA
This is a messenger RNA of Salvelinus fontinalis (brook trout), 1463 nucleotides long. Its product is annotated as reprimo-like protein. The record is from RefSeq and is a predicted model, not a curated record. The coding region runs from base 80 to 514 and encodes 144 amino acids. NCBI's taxonomy places the organism in Eukaryota, Metazoa, Chordata, Actinopteri, Salmoniformes, Salmonidae. The transcript is spliced from 2 exons.